Molecule: messenger RNA, 8545 nt
Organism: Solea senegalensis (Senegalese sole)
Lineage: Eukaryota; Metazoa; Chordata; Actinopteri; Pleuronectiformes; Soleidae
Gene: dgkg
Product: diacylglycerol kinase beta
Exons: 23
Coding region: 89-2536 (815 amino acids)
Biological process (GO): diacylglycerol metabolic process; lipid phosphorylation; intracellular signal transduction
Cellular component (GO): plasma membrane
Molecular function (GO): calcium ion binding; ATP-dependent diacylglycerol kinase activity
Source: RefSeq, a predicted model, not a curated record
GGAUGUUCUGGAGGAGUUCCAUGGAGACGGAAUUCUGUCCAAAUACAACCCAGAGCAGCCCAUCGACUACGAGGGCUUCCAGCUCUUCAUGGCCACGUACCUGGAGAACGACAUCCCAGAGGAGCUUUGUCAGCACCUCUUCACCUCCUUCAAGAGCAAGACGGGCGGCUGCUCCCCCGACCAAUCACGAGCUGGGACCAGCUUACUGGGAAUGAACGGGAAGAGCAUCCUGUCAGCGAUGGGCCGCCACACGCCGGAGCACUCGAGCGUCAUGAGCACGGCGGGCUCCGGGGCCACCACCUCGCCCUGUUCCUCCCGCUCCUCCUCGCAGCGCUCUGGGACGGGGGGCCACACUCCUAGGGGCCCCCACCGGUCGCCCUGCGCCCGGGUCAGAAUGUCAGAGGGCGGCGGCAGCAGCAACGUCCUGACCCCCAACUCUGUCCCCGCCAGGUCACCAGUGUCCCCCAAACUUUCACCAGAGAGGACUCACUCUGAGAAGCAUUUGUCGCUGCGCAGGAGUCCGUCGCCACAGAAAGGUUCCCCGCUGCCGUCGCCUCAGGUCGUCUUUCUCAAGGACAUCGUCUGCUACCUGUCUCUGCUGGAGCGGGGGACGCCCGAGGACAAGCUGGAGUUCAUGUUCCGGCUCUACGACACAGACGGGAACGGCUUCCUGGACAGUUCGGAGCUGGACCGAAUCAUCAACCAGAUGGUGCACGUGGCCGAGUAUUUGGAGUGGGAUUCUACAGAGCUGCGACCGAUUCUGAAGGAGAUGAUGGAGGAGAUCGACUUUGACCGAGACGGGACGGUCACACUGGAGGAGUGGAUCAGAGGAGGCCUCACAACAAUCCCUUUACUGGUGCUGCUGGGCAUGGAUACGAAUCAGCAGGAGGACGGGCAGCACGUGUGGCGUCUCAAGCACUUCAACAAACCAGCGUACUGUAACUACUGCCACACCAUGCUGCUCGGGGUCCGCAAGCAGGGCCUCAGCUGCUCCUUAUGCAAAUACACGGUGCACGAGCGCUGUGUGUCCAAAGACAUCGCCGCCUGCAUCAGCACGUACGCCAAGUCCCGGAGACACACCAACGCGAUGCAGCACGUGUGGAUCGAGGGAAACUCUCCGACCAAAUGCGACCGCUGUCACAGGAGCAUCAAGUGUUACCAGGGUCUGACGGGGCUGCACUGUGUCUGGUGUCAAAUCACUCUUCAUAAUAAAUGUGCGUCUAAUGUGAAGGCAGAAUGUGAUGGAGGAGUUUUGAGGGACCACACGCUGCUGCCCUCAUACAUCUGUCCUGUCGUCCUGGACCGUCACACAGUGGUGAAGCGGGGUGAGGGUGAGUCUCCGCCCAGCACCAGCCCUGACGACACCAACCAGACCUUUAAAUUCUCUCCUGGUGACGGACAAGCGCUGCAGGUCAGUCCUCUCCCAGGGACACAUCCUCUCCUCGUCCUCGUCAAUCCUAAGAGCGGAGGGAGGCAGGGGGAGCGCGUCCUGAGGAAGUUCAGGUACCUGCUGAACCCCAGGCAGGUCUACAGUCUGGAACAAGGAGGUCCAAUGGCCGGGCUCAACUUUUUCCACGAUGUCCCUGAUUUCCGGGUGCUCGCUUGUGGAGGUGACGGCACCGUGGGCUGGAUCCUCGACUGUAUAGAUAAAGCCAGCUUUGCCCGGCAUCCUCCAGUCGCCAUCCUCCCUCUGGGCACGGGGAACGACCUGGCUCGCUGUUUACGCUGGGGAGGAGGUUACGAGGGCGGCAGCUUGCUGAAGUUCCUGCGGGACAUCGAGCACAGCACAGAGGUGGUGCUGGACCGAUGGAACAUAGACAUCGUCCCCGACGACAAGGAGGAGAAGGGAGACCCCGUCCCCUACAGCAUCGUCAACAACUACUUCUCCAUUGGCGUGGACGCCUCCAUCGCCCAUCGCUUCCAUCUGAUGCGGGAAAAGCACCCAGAGAAGUUCAACAGCAGGAUGAAGAACAAACUGUGGUACUUUGAGUUCGGCACCACCGAGACCAUAUCUGCCACCUGCAAGAAACUCAACGAGUGCAUAGAAGUGGAGUGCGACGGGAUCAUCUUGGACCUCAGCAACACGUCGUUAGAGGGCAUCGCCGUGCUCAACAUUCCCAGCAUGCACGGCGGCUCCAACCUGUGGGGCGAGACGAAGAAGAGGCGGAACUACAGCCGCAUGAGCAAGAAGGUCCCGGAGAGGAUGCCGGCGAGCACGGUCACGGACGCCAAGGAGCUGAAGUUCUGCAUGCAAGACUUCAGCGACCAGCUGCUGGAGGUGGUUGGCCUGGAGGGGGCGAUAGAGAUGGGGCAGAUCUACACUGGACUGAAGAGUGCCGGACGCAGACUGGCUCAGUGUGCCAGUGUCAUUAUCAGGACGUCGCGACGGCUGCCCAUGCAGAUCGACGGCGAGCCGUGGAUGCAGCCUCCCUGCACGAUCAGGAUCACACACAAGAACCAGGUCCCCAUAUUACUGGGUCCAUCUCAGAAGACGCCCUUCUUUUUCUUCAAGAAACGCAACCGGAGCAGCGACUAGAACCCGAGCAUGCGCACACGAACCCCCAACCCCCACCCCCAGAAAAAAAGAAUGCGUAUUACUUAGUAGUACAAACUGUAUAUGCACACACACACACAUACACACGCGCAGAGGCCGGUCCAUCCGUUUGAAAGCGUGAAAAACAUGUACGGGAAAAAAAAAUUUAAAAGCUGGAUUUAUUCCUGGAGGAACCAAAUGAAAAGACUCGCCGUGCCAACCUUCUCCCGUGUAACCACCACCACCGUCGUCCAGACCCGUCCACUCCAGGUCCCAGAUGUGGACUUAGUCAACAGUGAAGUGAAUUAGCCAUAAACUGAACCAGUACUGCACUGCCUACUUAACACGGCUGUGGCCACCGUUGGUUUCCACCAACUCUGGGACACGAGGAGAUCGUACCGAGAUCAAGACACACUACGACGAGACAGAAAGCAGCUCAGCGGCUGUUUACGAGUAAACAGAGAACGAACCACCUAUGAAAACACCUGUAUGAAUAAUGAAGGAGCUGUUUUAUUGUUGGAGUGCUCACUGCAGGGCCUGACGGCAUGGUACUGCCGAGGAGGGGGCGACGAACCAGGAAGCCUCAUGCAUUAUUGACGGGUCUUGUUCGUGGUUUGAUGGCAGUGGCCUGGAUCAGGUAGAAGCGUAGAGAUCUCGUUCAGAACUGGUAUCAACGUCCAUCCUGAGUGAUCAGAUCAUGAGCAGAUCGUGCCAAGUUCUGGUCUGACCACAAGACCUUUGAAUGGUCUGAAAAGUGAGACUUACUGAACAUCCUGGUGGGUCAAGUGGAUCUUGGGUGUCCCAUAAAAACAUUUCUGUGCCAACCAAAUACGACAGAACUAGCUAAGUUUAAAAAGCUAAUUUUGAUGUUGCGAAAGGUUAGAAUCAAGCCUUUAAGUCGUGGUAAUGCUUCUUUUGGGUUCUCCCUCUCUGGAGGUCGCCUCACAGCAGAUCUUCAGAUAUUUGAUUCGGCAGUGAUGGUUUAAUCCAGUUGCCCUUCCUGACGAAACACCCUCCCAUUUAUCUGGUCUUGGGACCAGCAAUAGGUGCCCUCCAAUUAAUCCAAUCAAUUGGGAUCAAUGGGGAUUGGGUACCUUGCUCAGGGGAACUUGCCCCUUGACCUGUCAGGAUUGACCUGUCGGCAUUCAUCCUUUAUUACAUAGGCUGUUGUGAACACGUCACUGUGUUCACGAACAAUCGCGACGUCACUGUGUAGUCAAACACAGGAUGUGAGAGAAUAAUUUCUGGGAUGCAUUUCAACGCCAACACCAUGUGGCGCUAGGUGGCGUCAAAGUCGUAGCUAAUUCUAAGGACUCACCAGAAAUCAUGACAUUGUUUUAACUCCACCAUACAAGGUCCAGUCUGAACCAAACAUACUAUGAGUGAUGAUCAUUCCACCUUGAAGAUGUUUCCGGAGAACAGAGCGUUCCCUAGUGGCAACGGGAAACACAUAGUUUUAGAAUUUCCUGUUCUGUGCUCACAGGGAGUAUCUGAUCCACCUCAACUUUGGUGGCGUCACUAAAAGCUGACUAUGGUGCAAAUUUGGAUGUUUAUAAGAAAACAAGGAAUUGGUCCUGAUGGGCAACGAAUGCUCGAAUUCUCACAAAAAUUGACAUAGUCAUCAACAUUGUCUCACCUCACAGUAAUGAACGCAUCACUGUUAAAAACCUUAAUUUUGCUUUCGUAAACAAUUCUGUCAUCAGGCCGAUCGGAUCACUGAGGACGGUUGUCAAUAUCAGGUCUGAACAGGUCCAUGAGGACAAUUUUCACCCAUUAGAGUCAAAAAUCAGUUAAACAAUAUUUACAGACUGUGUUGUGGACUGAAGGUAAGAGACAGGCCUUGUCCGUGUGUGCAGUUACUGCUCCAUAAUUUAGCCGGGGGGCAGAUCGAAGAGAGAGAUUGUUGGCUCAUCUUUGCUUUGCUCAAGGAAACAAACUGUGUUUCAGUGCGGUUGAUUCAGUCAAACAGUCACGGAAUCAUCAACGGCUGCUCCUCGAGUGAGUCAAGGAUUGAAAUAAAUCCCAUCAAGGGGGACGCGCACGAUCGGGGCCCCCGUGGGUUUUUAUUUACCAGGGUUAUUGACAGGGGAGCUAAAUUUAUCCCCGUCCUCCAGUGAAACCCGACGCCUAAUUACCGUGUCAGACAUCGACUGGCAAUGUCAAGUGCACGCUGUCAAAGUGCAAAAUCCCCAAGCCUGCUCCGACUGGAAGGUGCCGCCACCGCCGCCACCACCGCGUGGAUUCUGUGUCGUCAAGAUGUCGGUUAACGACCAAAUAAAGACACAGAGGAAAGGAAGUGUUUUUCCAUCGUAGAAGGUGGGAGAUUCAUGGUUGGGACAGCAGCGAGCUCACACUUCAGUGUUUUUUUUAAAAAAAGAAUGUAUUCAUAUUACUGUCCGUACAAACUCUAUUACACAGUCUGUGCCGACAGAGUAUAUAUGUAUAUCUCUGGAACGUAGGCGUAGCUCACAUAUACUGUUUUUAAUAUAUUACUCUUAUUAAUGUGGAGCUUUUAGAGUAGAGAGGAGUUCAGAUCAGUAUUGUUCACUGUGCAGGGCCGCUGCAGUUGCCCUCUGGUGGCCGCGGUUUUCCACUUUGUCACAUUCGCAUCGUCUUUGGUUUCGACUUUUUGGUCGAAAACAAAUAUUUAUACAUGGAAAAAUCUGUUUAAAGGGUUUUUUGACCGAUGGGAUGUGUUUAGCUGGUUCAGUUUGGCUUGGCGGGAAACGUAAAACCCAGGUAAUUUCUUCUUUGUCUGCGUCAUUUUUGGCAAAGAUGCACAUUCCUGCACCAUUUACACUGUGGCACACAUUCCCGUUCAGGGUUGUUAGCAUAGCUGUUAGCUAUGAAUGUUGAAAGAGCUGACCAAAAUAAAAAGGAAUGGUGUCAAUCGCAUUUUUAGGACAGGUUUCAAGUACAUGAAGGAAAAUUGGUGUACGUCUUAAUCAUAUCGGGACGUACAAAAAAGUAAUGGGACCUAAACCCUAAACCCGACAGGAAGGCAGGAUUUAAGGGGCGAUUGGGGGACGGAUUUCGGUGAUUUUUUCAUGCGUUGUAUUUAAACAAACUCAUACAGUUUUAAUGAUAACAACUUAAAUUCUGGACAGGUUACUUUGGACAAGAUAGCGAUUCAAAUGUAUCAAAAACUUCACUUAGCAUCACACAGUGCGGGCGGUAGGGGGCGCCAAAAACACAACACUGUUAUAACCCUACUAUACAAGGUCCAAUCUGAACCAAACUUACUAUGAUUGAUGAUAGUUCCUCCUUGAAGACGUCUCAGAAGAAAUAUUACAUUUGUUUAACAGAGUGCCCCCUACUGGAAAUAGGAAAACCAUAUUUGAAAAAAAACACGUUGAUUCUGACUGAAAAAAUUGUAAAAAUCGAAAGUUCGCAGUAAAACAGGGAACUGGUCCUGACGGCCAAACCGAUGAUCGAAUACACUCGGAAAUUGACACACGCAUCACAACACUGGCUCACCUUCACCUCCAAUGUGGGUCCCCGGAUUUUGCGUGGCAAAAUGGCUCCACAGCGCCCCCUAGAAGAGGGGUCAAAUUGAGACAAGUUUGGGGCUAGAUGGCACUGAGACUAUAUAUUUAUUUUAUUUAUUUUUAACUGUAGUAUGUUUUACGUGGCAUGAGUUUGGACAUUUGUGGAAACCCCGUCCUCACGAGUGCGACUGCUGAGAAGCUCUGAUGGUACAAACUGAAUUCCACUGACAGGGUCAGGCAUUCAUGUCUUUACACCCUGAUUCCCUUUAAAAACACGCUGAGUCAUUACUCUUACACCCAGUCUCUACGGAAACAAACCCUCCCCCACCCUGACGACACUUUGGUUUCCUCCAAACAUCGGCUGGGAUGUACUGUAGUUCAGGUUAGAAUCACACCACUGUAAAGCCAUUCAGCAAAAGUGGCGUUCAUUCAAACACAACGGCAACACUGUGUAAAGAACGACGACGACAAAUACUCUGCAUUUCAUAAUAAUCCUUUCAUCGGUCGCUGAUGGAGCCUGGGCGUCAAGAGAACUCAGUGGUGACAGAGUGCAUGUUUACAUUACCUUUACAUUUACUGAAAGAAUGGUUUUAGACAGCUACAUUACCAAGUGUAUAUAUUUGUUUAUAUAUUAUUAUAAUAAUAAUAAUAAUGAUAAUAUUUUAUCUGAAGUUACUGAACUUUCGUCACCGCAUGCCUGCUGAAACAAAUGGAGAGUGAACAAAAAAGAAAUAAAGAGAGUGUGGAUCUGAUUAUUCAAAGCUUAAUGGAGGAUUUCAUACACACAAAGAUAAAAAUCAUUCAUUAUUUUACUAAACCGAUGAAGGAGUAGGUGAAACUUCAGAGUCUACAGAAUAUUUGUGGAGCUUCAGCUUUGAAGCCAAAUCCAAAUCAGACGUAAACAACUGAAAAGAAUAACAAUAAUCACUUUGGAAAACUUUGUUUCUUUCAUUUCAUUCGUUUUUCCAGUCAAACUGGAAACAUUUCAUGGCUUUCAAAAGCUCGUUUUUGAAAAACGAGCUUUGGAAAACUGGCUUUGUGAAGCUAGCUUUGUAAAACUAACUGUAAAGCUAGCUUUAACUGUAAAACUAGCUGUGCAAAGCUAGCUAGUAGCUCUGCCUCCAAACUGCUCCCGUGGUUUCAUCUAAGUGAAAAUUAAAAUUCAACUCAACGCUGUUGUUUAUUUUUUAGUCUAAAUGUUUGUUUUAGCCUCCUGACCAGGAGCCAUAUUCAAAUUAUUAUGUACACAGAGCACAAACUCACACUGCGUUAAUGCUCGAUGUUUAUGCUCCUGCUAGAGGCAGCUAACAAGGUUAGCAGAGCAGCAUCGGACACGGCUAACUGACAGACAGGAGCUGCUAAUGCUGCUAAAGUGGAAUAAACAACGCAAUUUUGAGUCAAAUUUGAAUGUUUUUGACGUCAUGUUUUUAUUUUUGUUAUUUUUUUACGUUUAAAGAGGUGGUCAACAUUUACGUUGACUCCAAACUUUCAUCCACUCCUUCAUCAACACAGUGUUAAGUAGAAAAUGUGUGAUUUUUCAUGUUUUUGGGGUGAAUUUUCAUCUUAAAUGUUUGUUUUUGUUUUUGUUUUCAGGGACAAGAAAAGACGUUAGUGCAGUAGACAGUACACACACACAAAUACACAAACACACAAACACGCACACUGUCUGAGUGGAUUUCCAAUGUGUGUCACUGCUCAUGUCUAUUCCUGUCCUUUGAAAUUAAUCAAUUGCCUUAACAAAUAAAUGUAGCCGCUCUGUGCUCGCAGACAGACAAGAGAGGUCGUAAUCAGGAGAUUAUAUGGAUUAUUUGUGGCACAAAAUUUGCCCAUUCUUAACAGCGUCUGUGAAAAAGAGCUGACGCUCACCAGGUGGAUAAACAAAGAGCAGACUUCGGUUUUUUGUUUUCCAUCCCAGUGAAGCACUGACGUGAUUUAAUCAUCAAACAAAGGCACAUGGUGUCAUAUCAGAGUCUGACUGUUUACUUUACAGAUAACGUAACAAAUCCCACCACACAAAACGAGACCAAAGCCAAUUCUAUGUUCCCUUUUUUACAUUUUAACCAAAUUUUCCUUAAUUUCCAAUUAGCUGGACUAUUUUCACUUGACACAAUUUACACACAGUUCAGUUGGUAAUCUACUCAGCGAGUUAAUGAAGCAGCAGAGUUUUUUUUUGGAUUACAGGUGCUGUGACGUGUCACGUCCACAAGAACGACCGCGACACUCAAACAUUUCUGGAUUAUACAGUCGGAUUUCCUCAUCUGAAUAAUCCAGAAAUGUGAUUUUCUUUGGAAUGAAUGAAUGAAUGUGUUGAAUUAGUGGCAUGAGGGAUGUUUUCAUGGUGGGUGAAACCAGGAUUACCUGCACGUGUUAAAGCUACAUAAAUCCAGGGAGAUUUUAAAAAAAAAAAAAAAGAAAAUGUGGAAUAUAACACAUUUUUGUUCCCUUUAUUCUGUAUUUUUGUUGCUUUUUAGAUCUUUGACAAAUGAAUAAAGUCGAAAUAAAAACAACACACCUGGACACUGGA